GGUCCCCGCGCACGCGCUAUUAUUGUUUUGACUGAAAAUGCCGUCGGUUUCGAAAACGGCGGCGAGCGCUUCUCCUCAAACCGAGAAACCAACCCACUAUACAUAUUUGAAGGAGUUCAGGACCGAGCAGUGCCCACUGUUUUUGCAGCACAAAUGCACACAGCACAGACCCUUUACGUGUUUCCACUGGCAUUUUCUUAACCAGCGACGACGGAGACCCAUACGGAGAAGAGACGGGACUUUUAAUUACAGCCCAGAUGUGUAUUGCACGAAGUAUGAUGAAACAACAGGAAUAUGUCCCGAUGGAGACGAUUGUCCUUAUUUACAUCGGACCACCGGUGACACGGAGCGAAAGUAUCAUUUACGCUACUACAAAACUGGCACCUGCAUCCACGAAACAGACGCUCGUGGACAUUGUGUGAAGAACGGCCUCCACUGCGCUUUCGCUCAUGGACCACAUGACCUACGGCCACCAGUUUAUGACAUCAGAGAGAUCCAGGCACAGGAAGCACUGCAGAAUGGCCAGUUGGGAUCUGGGGAGGGAAUUCCUGACCUGCAGCCGGGUGUGCUGGCCAGCCAGGCUAUGAUUGAGAAGACCCUGAAUGAGGACCCACGUUGGCAAGACACCAAUUUUGUUUUGGCCAACUAUAAGACCGAUCAGUGUACCAAGCCUCCACGUCUAUGCAGGCAGGGCUACGCUUGUCCCCACUAUCACAACAGCAGAGAUAGGAGAAGAAAUCCCAGAAAGUUCAAAUACAGAUCGACACCCUGCCCGAGUGUGAAGCAUGGAGAUGAAUGGGGCGAACCCUCCAAAUGUGAGAGCGGAGACAGCUGCCAGUACUGCCACUCUCGCACCGAACAGCAGUUCCACCCAGAGAUUUACAAGUCUACUAAAUGCAACGACAUGAGGCAAACUGGAUACUGUCCAAGGGGCCCGUUCUGUGCUUUUGCACACGUGGAAAGAAUUCCCUCUACAGAAGAGACCAUGAGCACGCUGCUCUCAGCAAUGCAGUCUAGUUCUCAGUCUAAGCUGGGCUCUCAGUAUCCAGAGUGUCCAGUCAGUGAGUGGAGCAACAACACCAAUUCCAUCACCAGCAGCGCUAGCAACAACGGCCAGAGCGGAAACGUAUCAUGCUCUAAUAGUCCGACUGUAACACCAAGCUCAGGGAGCAACAGUUCUUUGUCCCCAAUUGGACCCAUCGGCAGGCCAAAAUGCUUUACUAAUGGUAGCUUAUGUUCAGAGUCCACAACGUCCAGUGUUUCCUCUCCGACGUCUAACUAUCCCAAAGCUCCGGGUUUUGAACGGGAGGAUCAGGCAAAGAACCAGAAGAGCCAGUCUGGGGAGAAUAAUCAGAAGUUAAUGGACCAAGACAAACAGGCUCAUGGCAGUGUGUUCUCCGUGGUGAACCCACUAGCGUCCAGCAUAACAUCAAGCAUAACGUCCAGCUUGGCCUCCAGCAUCGGAUCUGACAGUUCAUCGCCCACCACUUUAUCAACCAUGAAUGCAAAAGCCACGCCUUUCUAUCCGGGCAGCAAUACUGUGGAGUCAGUAAUAGGAUCUGCACUUGACCUAAAUUUUAGUGACAUCAAUGUUGCCUCUCUCGACAAAGAGCUAGAGGACCAAGACAACAAUGGCCUUGGUUUAACAAGUCAGAGGUUAUUAGGAGGCUCUGCUCCAGUUAAUAUUCCUGGCUCUCUGGCUCGGUCUUCCUCUCUGCACUCGUCAUCGUCUCUGUCUGCAUCUCCGCUCAGCUCCCUGUCUCAAUCCCUGUCCCAGUCUCUCCUCACUGGAAUGGCCUCCCAACAGAGCCAGACACAGCCACCACCUGUUAAAACCGAGCAUGGCCUUCUGGGAACACCCACAUCUACACAGAACUCCUUAGGUCUUAAUGGCGGAGCAGGGGGUAUAUGGGACUUUAUGAGUGGCAGCUUCUCUCCCAGCCCGUCUCCAGUGUUCAGCAGCCUUACUUCCAACACGGUCGGCUCCAGCAGCGCAGACAUCGGCCGACUCCUCCGAGAACUGGAUGAAGCCAAGCGUAAGAUCAAGCAGUGGGAGGAGGCCUGGCACCAAGUCAAACAGGCCUGUGAAGCGUGGCAGAAAGACGCUCACGAAGCGAAAGAACAAGCGAAAUCGGCAGAAGCGGAGCGUCAGCUAGCAGAGCAGAAGCGGGAGGACACGGAGCGCAAACUGAAGGAACUGCAGGGAGACUUUGACGCUUUGUGUCGUUCGCCCAACACGCCUCUCCUGCGCAGCUACGGCGAGCUGGACCAGCUCCCCCUGCCAAAGCUCCGCUCCAUCCAGAGCCAGCUACGCUCUGACCUAGACCUCAUAGAAGGGGUAAUAUAUCAGCUUCAGUCAAAGAAAUGUAUAGUUUGCCAAAAGCAUGAUCGUUCCAUUGUCCUGCAGCCUUGCCAACAUUAUGUACUUUGUCAGAAAUGUGCGUCUGGUAAAAAGGAAUGUCCUUACUGUAAGACGAAAAUAUCCAAGUGGUGAUGUACAGCCAUCCAAGGUACUCUUUAAUGAUUUAGCCCUUUGAAGAACUACUAAAUACAUAUUAUAAUUAUUAUGCUUAAAGUUUCUAAAUAGCAUUUUUUUUGUGUUUCAGUAUUUCAUAUAGUGAUUGGAUUGAUCGAUAGUUUUAUUAGAAUCUAAUAAGUGGUGUUUGACUGAUACAAAAAUCAACUUCUUUAAUGCAAUACCUGUUUUUGUACAAGCUAGAUUGUCCAUUUUCAAAAAGCAUUGAACAAUUUCCCCUUUGUUAUCGCUUUUGGCAUUUAUAGUCAGUUUGGCCCUGAUUUGACUGUUAGCAACAAAAUCAUCGGCCAUUAUGACUAUUAUUAUUAUUACUACUAGCUGUGUGAAGAGGAUUCAUUUCUUGUUAAAAGCACUUUGUUGACUUGGAAAAUUGUCUGAGGGUAUUUUGUUUUCUUUGUAGAAAUUUUGCUUUAAGCUGCUUUGUAGUUUGUUUUUCAUUUCCUUUAGAUUUAUAUAUAUUUUUGUUCCCAAAUAUGCUAAAGUAUGAAGCUUUUGUGUGUACUGUGAAACAUAAUAGAAUAUUUCAUUUUUUUCUUACUGUUAAAUCAUGGUAAUAGUGUAUAUAUCUUGUUAGUUUUCAUAUAAAAAAUAGUACUAAAUAGUAGUUAUUACUUUCAUUGUUACUUCAAUUUUUCAAUCAAAUAAGUGCAAACUUUGAAUGCAUUUUAGGCAUAACCAGCAGCUGUAAUAUCAGUAAGGCACAUACUGUAUGCUAAGGCAUUUAGUAAAUCAAUUUCUCUGUCUUAUAGUGACUAUUUAGAUUAUGUAGUUGUUAGAUGAGCACACGUGUUCUGUGGUCCUCGGCGACACAGAAAUCGUUUCGUUUGUUUUUUGGACUUUAGCCUUGCAGAUAUGUUAGAACAUAUAUCUGAUUCCUGGCCACUCCCUCUUAAGUGCCUUGCCUUUAAAAAAAACACACACAUUUGAAGCAUCUGUGAAGAGUUUAGGAUUGUAGUAAAACAAACAUAGCUUGUGCAAAGUAUGUAUUUUUCUGUAGUACCAUAUUAUUGGCCCAGUUCAGUACUAAAGACUUCACCCUUGUUGGUGCCUGAGCUCUAAGGUUCAGUCAAAGAAUCGUCGUUCCCUCUUCAUUAAUGACGGUGCUUUUUGGGUGCAGCUUAGAAACGUUGAAUCAUCCUUAAUUUGAAACUUGUAGGAUGUUCAAAUCAGGAAAGCGUGUGUUUCUUUGAUGGCAAAAACUAAACUGGCUUAGUACAUUUCUGUUUUAUUGAAAUGUGUAGAAUUGUAGUGCUCUGUAGUGUUUACAGAAAGAAAUCAUUGGUGUUUUUUCGUAUCCAGAUUCGACAGUGUAAUGUGCUUAGGUAAUCUAAUUGAAAUGACCUGCUACUGUGUUAUCUGAAACUUUUUUGUUUGUUUGUUUGUUUGUUUUCGGGGGGUUUCUUUUCAUACUUACAGCAUUAAGUUUGUGUGGUGAAUUGUCAGGUACACAAAGGUGCAAGUUUUUUUUUUCUCUCUCUUUUUAAAAAACCGGGAUUAACAGUUAACUUUAAAAGGGAUGGUUAUUGAGGAUCUAAUUGUCGAAGCCUACUUUCAACUUGACGAGGCGGAGACAGUGUGUGUGUGUAUAUAUAUUUGAUUUCUCUCCGCUUUCUUGUGUUCGUAUCCGAAUCCACAAGGUCUGUAUGUAGCUCUGAUUUGUCACUGCAUGUCAGUGUGUAACUUUUGUUAACCAGCUGAAGCUCUAGAUCACACUGCCAAAUGUAUUUGUGUUGAGCAGACGUAUCCAGUUGUUGGUCGAAGUAUUCAAAAAAUAAUCAUAUUUCAAAUGCAUUGACUACGUGCUCAUCUUUUUCUAGUCCGAUCAGCAAAAGGCUUGUUCUUUUUUUUCGGUUAACUUUGAUAGGUUGAAGCGGAUCAAAGCAGCUUUGGGUAUUGCGAUGUUUCCAACACUCAAGUGUUCAAGAGCUUUUGCAAACAUGUCACUUUGUUGAGGAAUUAGUUCCAUUGUUUGGUUUUUGGACCAUGACGUUGGGGUUUGUGGUUGAUGCAAACGCAAGAGUGCGGUCGAAUCAAAUGAACGUGGACUUUACUCAAAUGAACCAAAGUGGUAUUGUAGUUUAUACUUGUUUCAAAGUUCAACUGAAGUGGUGUUCAAUUACUAUGUCAGUUUAUUUUUUCCUUAAAUGUUUAAUUUGACAGGACAACUAUGCCAACUGCUUUUUGCUGACAAUAUUAAUGGACUAAAUGCCCAUUUUUGUAGUUUCUACCAAAGACCUUUACUAUUCUUUGUUCUCUCUUCAAUUUUAUAACUGCGUUUUCAUUGUAACAUUCUGAGGAAAUAGUCAGAAAAUGACCAAAUCUAGUAUCUUAUUUACAUAAUACGUGCAUUCAAAACAAACAAGCUCCUAACGAACCACGAUUCUUGAUCAGCUUCAUAUGAAGAUUGUGUUUCUUAGUGAAAAAAACAAAACGAUGACAUAGUAUUGAAUCGGCUGUAAUCUACAGUGAAGGAAUGUCACAGUAAUGAAUGAAUAUUUGUGUUAAUAUUCUUAAGUGGCCAUAUGAAUUAGUGCUUAUUUGAAGUAUGUAUUUUUUUUCUUCUUUUUAUACUAAUAGUACUGAAUCGUAAACAAUUUGAAACAUUAGUUGUUGUGCACUACUUGGGAUUUAAAAGUGUAUACUCAGCCUGUAAGGUGCUCUCUUUAGUUUCCAUUUGACUGGUGUUUGUUUUUUCUGCAUAUGAAUUUAGAAAUCUUCUAACUUAUUAUUGUUUUUUUUAACCUUGAAGUCUAUUAUUGUGUUGUCAAUUGUCGUCUACCAUUUUGAUUGUUAUGUAAAAUGGGUCCCUUGUUCACACUAGUUGAAAUGGCUGAGACAGACAGUGGGUUACAAUUACCAGAACAGUUCAAAUAUAGCCUUAAACAUCACUUUUUCGCCUAGUGACGAUUGCCUGUCAUAGUGGUACGUAAAAAUUGUUCAAAAGUGUAUUUUAAAGAAAAAAAUAAUGUAGCCUGCACUUAAAUGUCUGAUUUACAAUCAGUCAUCCUGCUUGAUAACAUUAAGGAUCAAGUCUCUUUGGAACAAAUUUGUGCCUUUCAUGAAGCCAGAUUGAAAGUAUUCUUUGAUUAAGCAAAUGGGUAAUUCAAGCUAACGAAAUGAGCCGAAUUUUAGUGCCUUGGGACGUUUUAAUCUGUAUUUCUCAAUGCACGAGAGUCCGUCAUGGAUACUAUUUAAAUAAUAUUGAAUUACUCUGCCAUGCCUUUGAACAUUUCACUUGGACUAAUAAGCGAUCCUGAAAAAUGUAUUACUGUUGAGAAGUCAGCAUGACGAUGCAUGUAAACGGUGUCAGAGUAACAGUUGUUUUGCGAUCGUAUUCUCCACAAAGCGUAGCAGCUCAUUUAUGAAGUAUGAACAUUUUUAAAAAUGAAGCUAGUCAUUUCAAGUUUGUGCUUCCAGCGGAUUUUCUGAUAUCGGUUUGCUUAUCAGUGAACUUCAGUAGUGUAACGGCAGAUCUUUUAGGACAGCACGGUUUUACAGACACGAAAGCCCUCUGUCUGCAUCAGCCAUUUUGAUACUGUAAUCUUUAACAGAAUCGACCAUUUAAUGUUGACGUAAGACCAGGCAUCUGCAAUUAAAGAAGCACCAAGGACUCUUGUUCAGCAAUGUGUAAUGUAUUGGAAGUUUACCAUAAUGCUCUGCAGUGGAAAUAAUCGUUUCUUUCUUUUGCAUUCUUGUGGAUUUUUCUUACGUUCAUUUGUUUGUUUUUUCUAAUUCUGUUCUCUAUCAGUAGUGUGAUUUAUUGAACCUAAGGAUUUAUGCAAUCUUGUAUAUACAUAUUACAUAUGAAACUGGUUAAAUUUAGCAAACUAGCCAGGGGGGGUCUAUUACAACAGUACAUUUUUUGUAAGAGGCUAAAAUGCUAACAAAUUAUAUAUAUUAAAAUUAAAAAGUUUUGUUUUUUUUGUGGAACCGCUGUUCCCUAUAAUUAAUGUUACGGUUAAUCGAACAUGAAAUCCCUUAAUAUUGAAUGUACCAUUCAAAUUAGAUUUCAAAUGGGUCACUGGAAUAACAUAGAGAACCGUUAAUCUAUAAUGAUGUAGCACUAGUUUUGUGAAUUGCGAUACAUUACAAAUAAAUUUAUAAGUUAAACGCAAUUGCAGUUUUCGAGUUUGUGUAUUUAUCCGUGUAACAAUUUGAUGGAAAUACGAGAUGUAUUUUUCUCAGGGUUUUACAGGAGAACUGUAGAAUAGAGAGAGAGAUGUCCAAUUUUCAAAGGAAACUGCAACUCACAGAUUUAUUAGCUCAAUAGUCAAAACGAGGAAAACAUUUAUAUUACGAGGAAAGAAACAUAUCCCUUAUUUUGGUACAGUAUGCAUCGAUAUAUAGAACAGCUUAUAUUCUAAUUAGUGUUGAAAUACUAUACAAUUUUUGCUGUCAGUAUAAUACUUUGUGUAUGUGUUGUCAACACGAGACCUUAAAAAACAUUUACUGGGAGUUCUGUGUUUAAGUUAUGGAGGCUUCUUUAUGGAAUAGUUGUAUGUUUUUUGAUGGUCAGAGAGGAUUUUUCUUCACUAGAAUUACUUAAGAUGGUAUUAUUUAUAAUGCAUAAUCUUUCUCUUGUAGUGUAUCAUUUAAAACAAUUGUUAACACUUGUCUACACACUACAGCAGUUAUGCAAUGGUUUACAGAAUUCAUGGAAUUAUUUUUGUCAUCUUGGGAAUUAAAUAAUUUUUGAUCUUUAA
This is a messenger RNA of Danio aesculapii, 7239 nucleotides long. It is a transcript of the gene unkl, whose product is annotated as unk like zinc finger. The record is from RefSeq and is a predicted model, not a curated record. Lineage: Eukaryota; Metazoa; Chordata; Actinopteri; Cypriniformes; Danionidae. The coding region runs from base 38 to 2494 and encodes 818 amino acids. Gene Ontology annotation, molecular function: metal ion binding. The transcript is spliced from 16 exons.